AUGUGUUUUUCGGCAACACACAAGGAUGAAUGGUAUGCUGAUGUGAGAAUUAAAAGAUGGAAGGAAAACAAUUAUUAUAUUAAACCAAGCUGGGAUAUACCGUGUCAAAAUUUUGUUUUAGUUCCAAGUAUAUGA
This is a messenger RNA of Tetrapisispora phaffii CBS 4417, 135 nucleotides long. RefSeq lists its product as uncharacterized. Bases 1 to 135 code for a protein of 44 amino acids. The transcript has a single exon. Lineage: Eukaryota; Fungi; Ascomycota; Saccharomycetes; Saccharomycetales; Saccharomycetaceae. The record is from RefSeq and is a predicted model, not a curated record.